Topomyia yanbarensis is the source of this 1419-nucleotide messenger RNA. RefSeq names its product SPARC (gene SPARC). Gene Ontology annotation, biological process: anatomical structure development. Bases 200 to 1162 code for a protein of 320 amino acids. Lineage: Eukaryota; Metazoa; Arthropoda; Insecta; Diptera; Culicidae. Gene Ontology annotation, molecular function: extracellular matrix binding; collagen binding; calcium ion binding. The transcript is spliced from 4 exons. The record is from RefSeq and is a predicted model, not a curated record.
AUUUUUGAACUCGGUCAUUUUUUUAGUCAGUUAGAGAUUGUUCAGUUACACAGCAGUGAGCACAGUGUGGAAUGAACUAAUCGUUCCAUUUGGAAUUCUUUGCAACCGUCGUAGAGUGUGCUACAUAUUAAUUUUAACUGGACGGAGUCGGUAACUAUUGCUCGUAUAAUCGCUUAAGGGAGCAUAUUCAGACGCCACCAUGAGGCGAUACGCGUUGAUGGCCCUGAUGCUGGCCUUGUGCCUAGUGGGCACGAGUGCCGGAGUUCUCGCCGAAGAUGAUGAUCUGGUGGAUGACAACGCAAGUGAGGAUUUCGACGAAGACGACGAGGAUCUGCUGCGUCAGUUUGAGGCCCAGCACGUGCAGCGAGAAUUCGAAAAGGAAGAUCAAAUGGCCAGGGAACUGGCUGCGAAGAUUGCAGCCGAACAUUAUAAUUUUCCGGAUGGUAUCGAGAACGCGCCCCGGUUAGUGGAUCCGUGCAAGGGUAUACGUUGUGGAGCGGGUAGAAUUUGCCAGGCCGAUGGUACCGAGGCCAAAUGUAUCUGUAUUCCGGAGUGUCCGGAAGAAUUUGACUCCCGGCGAAAGGUUUGUACCAAUUUGAACGAGACGUGGGAUUCGGCGUGCGAAGUCCAUCGGCAGAGGUGUCUGUGCAAUAUAGACGAUCCACGUUGCCGCGGGGAGGAGGUGAAACAUUUGCACAUCAACUAUUAUGGACGGUGCAGAAACAUGCCGGAAUGCUCUGAGAAUGAUUUAUCAGAUUUCCCACGCCGUAUGCGUGAUUGGUUGUUCAACGUGAUGCGUGACUUGGCUGCUCGUAACGAACUUCCGGAUGCGUACAUGGAGCUAGAGAAUGAGGCCGAAAACAACAUGACCAAACGAUGGACCAACGCUGCCAUUUGGAAGUGGUGCGAUUUGGACAGUCAUCCGAACGAUAACUCUGUAUCUCGACAUGAACUGUUUCCCAUCCGUGCUCCGUUGAUGGCCCUUGAACACUGCAUUGCACCGUUCUUGGAGAGUUGCGAUCCCAACAAUGACCAUAGGAUUACGUUACAGGAAUGGGGUAACUGCUUGGAGCUGGAGGAGGAUGACCUCACUGCCCGCUGCGCGAAAAUCAGAAAGGAGGAUGAGUACGAAAAAAUUGAGCUCGAGUUGGCAGAAAACUGAAAUCUGUUUUAUAACAUAAACAAAAAGCUCCAAAGUCCUAGUACGUAAAAAGUUGGUUGCAGAAUUGUAGAAAUAUAUAAGACAUAGCCAUAUGUCAUACGCUCUUUCAUUAACGAAGACAACAACGAGAUUCUAAUCUUAUUAUCAAACUAUCUAUCUGCGCUUAAUGAUUGUGUACUGUCUAGAGUUAAUUUCGUGUAGAGAAUGAUGUCUUUAUAUAACUGGAUAAAAUAAAGUGAUUCUUUACACAUAAUUUA